Molecule: messenger RNA, 1425 nt
Organism: Australozyma saopauloensis
Lineage: Eukaryota; Fungi; Ascomycota; Pichiomycetes; Serinales; Metschnikowiaceae
Exons: 1
Coding region: 1-1425 (474 amino acids)
Biological process (GO): GPI anchor biosynthetic process
Cellular component (GO): endoplasmic reticulum
Source: RefSeq, a predicted model, not a curated record
AUGGCCUCGCCUCUCCGGCUAGCCCGUUACAUCGUCACGGCGCUUGCGCUCGUGGUCAAUUUCGUUGUCUACUUCUACCCAGACCUUUUCAAUGCAGCUGGGCAGUGUCAAUGGCACAAUACUGCCGUUCAAUGGAAAUACCCCGUCUUUGAGAAAUUGGCUCCAGCAGACCAAAGCUGGGUGCAGACGCUUCUUCUUAAUUUACCAUUCUUGCAAUCUUCAGUUCUGGAGAACGAUGGAGUGAAAGAUAUUCAUAUGCUCGCGUUUGGUGACCCCCAGAUCAAUGGAAAUUGGGCAAUCACUCCGUACGUGAAAAGACUUGACAAUUUCGGAAACGAUCACUAUUUGGGCCACAUCUAUAGUACCAUGAAGCGCCGUUUGCGUCCUAGUCAUGUGGCAGUGAUGGGCGACCAAUUCUCUUCCCAAUGGAUUCCUGAUUCAGAGUUCUACAAUAGAACGCUCCGCUUCGUAGAGCGUCUUUUCCCCCGUAGUCCACAACACAAACAAACUGUGCUUGACACGUGGAGAAAGCAUGAGGAUUAUGAGUGGUGGAAUUGGCUGCAGAAAGAAGAGGCUCUUUCCGAUACUGAGAGGUACGAAUCAAGGGUCUACAACGACGUAUGGGACUGGUACAACCAAGAAGACGCGACGCCUAACACUGAAGAUCCUCUUUUUAUGAAUUUGACUGGUAAUCACGACAUUGGCUAUAGCGGCGAUGCUACUUGGCAACACAUGGCACGUUUCCACCUUCUAUUCGGCCAGAAUAACUACGUCUUGAAUUACAACCGCGGCAAACCUACCGAGUGGCGCCUUGUGGUUCUAGACUCUCUAACACUCGAGGGACCAGCGCUUCAAGAAGAGUUCCGCUCUUAUACGUGGUCCUUCUUGGAGAAUUUGAAAAAGUCAAACGAAGAUUUCCAUGGAUCCACCAUUCUUAUGACACACAUUCCGUUCUUCAAACGGGAAGGCUUAUGCGCAGAUGGCCCAGAACAUAUUUACUAUGUGGAUCAUGCAACUGAACCAUACAAAAAUGGCCUUCUCCGUUCCCAUAACCAUUUGCUCAAUGAGACAUCCCAGACCGUUUUAGAUAUUAUUUUCCCCAAUGCAGACAAAGAGGGCCUCAUCUUGACGGGUCACGACCAUGUUGGGUGUGAUUCGUGGUACAGUUUCGUUGACAACCAUUGGGUGGCAGACAAGAAGAAGCAACCAAGCGGUCGUAAACAUAUACAUGAAGUGGUGGUUCGUGCCAUGAUGGGAGACUUUGGCGGACAAACUGGCUUGGUCACAGGCCAUUUCGACAACUCUUCAUCCUCGUGGAAUUUCUCCUUCACUUAUUGCUCCUUUACCAUCCAACAUUUAUGGUGGGCAUCAAAGCUCUUGCUUCUAGUUGCGUUGCUCAUGAAUUCUGCGGCAGUCGUGUUUUAG